Macrosiphum euphorbiae (potato aphid) is the source of this 495-nucleotide messenger RNA. Lineage: Eukaryota; Metazoa; Arthropoda; Insecta; Hemiptera; Aphididae. The record is from the annotation of a GenBank genome assembly.
AUGGAGUCGUUAGUGGUGGAAGCAUGUUCUAUUUUGUCUGGUGUGUUGGCUCAACAAUUGAACCAACGAUUAACAGAAAGUGAUAGAUCUAUGUUAAAAAGUAGAAAGAAAAGGAGAUGGUGGGUAAGACAAUGGAUUCAAAAGCGUAAAAGUAAUGGUGGUUCUAUGUUUAUUUCACGCGAAUUACGAAAUGAAAAUCCGGAAGAUUUCAAAAACAUUUUAAGAAUGUCAGAUACACACUUUAACUAUUUGUUGAAUAAAAUAAAAUUCAAGAUUCAAAAAAUGGACACAACAAUGAGGGAAGCUAUUCCAGCAGAUACUAAACUCAAAUUAACACUUCGCUACUUAGCAACGGGUGAUUCAUUUAAAAGCCUGGAAUAUUUUUUUAUAGUUCCUAAAUGUACCAUCAGUUUAUUUCUACCUGAAGUUUGUUCUGAAAUAUACUCAGCUCUUGCAGAAUUUAUUGAAGUAAGUCAAAACAAUUUUAAAUUUUAA